This is a messenger RNA of Amblyraja radiata (thorny skate), 3151 nucleotides long. RefSeq names its product synaptoporin a (gene synpra). Gene Ontology annotation, cellular component: synaptic vesicle; synaptic vesicle membrane. The transcript has 5 exons. The coding region runs from base 478 to 1338 and encodes 286 amino acids. Lineage: Eukaryota; Metazoa; Chordata; Chondrichthyes; Rajiformes; Rajidae. The record is from RefSeq and is a predicted model, not a curated record.
CCCUGUCGCAAGGAUAAUUUUAGAUGCGCUGGAAACAUUCGAGUUACUUUUGCUUUGAAGCAAGGAAAGUUCUCCGAGGGAAAUAGCUGAUGUGGACUAAACUAUGAGAAUCCACCACCGUCCUGUUUUUUUUUUUUUUUUUUAUCAACUUUAUCAGCUGUCAAGAGCUUUUGUGGGGGUUUUUCCGGAAAGUCAGCCCAUUUUAUUUUGCAGACUCAGAUCCCACCAGUCAGAAUGCAGCAUUUUGUCUAAUGUGACUGUACUGCCCUGAACAAAUACAACUGAGGCAGCACCUGCUCUGCCAGAAUCUCCCUCUGUCUCUGUCUCACGAGUUGCUUUUCUCUUUUCCCCUCCCUUUAUCCAUUAAGUGAGUGCGUGAGCUACGAUCUGGUUGAAGGAUAUCCAAACCAUUCAUUUUAGCAUGAGCCAGAACCUGUUUGUUUGUGGAGUGAUAUUGGAUUAUAUAUUUUUCUGUAAAUGUGUAUGGUGAUAUUUGCUCCGAUUUUUGCAAUCUUUGCAUUUGCAACAUGUGGCGGAUACUCGGGGGCACUGAAAGUCAGUGUGGACUGUGCCAACAAAUCGGAUAGUAACCUCAACAUCGAGAUAGGAUUUUCAUAUCCUUUCAGGUUGCACCAAGUGUACUUCGAUGCCCCUACUUGUGAGGAGAAGAAGCAGGAGAGGCUUUUUCUGGCAGGAGACUAUUCCUCAUCCGCGGAGUUCUUUGUGACCAUUGCUGUCUUUGCUUUCCUCUACUCACUGGCUGCCACCGUGGUCUACAUCUUCUUUCAGAAUAAGUACCGUGAAAACAACAGAGGGCCCCUGGUUGAUUUCAUUGUGACUGUGGUCUUCUCGUUCCUGUGGCUUGUAGGAUCGUCGGCUUGGGCAAAGGGUCUCUCGGACGUCAAGUUUGCCACGGACCCUGAUGAAGUGCUUUUACUAAUGUCGGCUUGCAAACUGCAAGGCAACAAAUGCUUACCUGUCCGAGACCCAGCAAUGUCAGGAUUAAACACCUCUGUUGUGUUUGGAUUUCUUAACUUCAUCCUGUGGGCUGGCAACAUUUGGUUUGUCUUUAAGGAGACGGGUUGGCACGCAUCAGGCCCACGACACUCCCAAAGCACCAUGGAGAAGCAGCCCGCCCCGACUGGAUUCAACCAACCUUACAGCCAGGGUUCAAGCGAUCAAGAGAGCUUUGGUCAAACUGCCGGAUACAACCAACAGCCUGGCUACGGACAGCAACCAGGCUUUGGCCAACAAGCAUCUUACGGUCAAAUUGGAGGUUACAGCCAGGGUGGCUACAACCAACAGCCUCCUCCAACCUCUUUCACAAAUCAAAUGUAACCCCCCCUCCCCCCAGUGCCAUGUUGGUGUGCUUAUAAUCCCAGACCUCCAUGUGCCAAGUCUUCAGUUAGAGUCCAUUCACAAAAAAUGGCAUUCAUAUCGGUAUUGAGAAAUAUCAGUAGAAAGUGAUGGUGGUUUCAAAUAUCUGUGAAUAAUGGUGUCCAGGUGUUCAAAUAUUAAUAUGGUGAUUUGAGUAUUGAUUGUUACAAUGGGUAAACUCCGCUUUACCAAAUACCUCUGUGGUGAUCGUCACUUUUUUUAAAUGUUGUACUGAAAUGGUGAAACCUGUUAACACGCACAAGCUGUGCUUUGCUUGUUCGCUGUUCAUUCCUGCCGUCUGUGGUAGACUAUCCCAAAGCAAACCGAGGUCAAGUUGAAUGAAUCUAGUUGCAUUUGGGUGAGAAGUUCAUGUUCCCCUUGCUGACUGUUAAAAAUACAUUGCAUUGUACUUAAAAAUAGCUUAUGCAUGAAAAUUAUUGUACCUUUUCCACUCCGUGGCCUACUUUGAUGUGGUGAUACUUAAAGGCACCUUAUGUGAUGUCAGUAGAACAAAUAUGUUUACAGUAGAAUAAGACUUAUCUUUGUAUGUUCACUUUUAAUGAAUGCAUUUUGUUAAAAAAAGUAAGUCUUUACAUGUUUGAAUUGAAAAUAUAUUUUUGUUUAUUUAUGAGUAAGGAAUUUGUAAAUGUGGUUUUAUCCAGCAUGCAAGCGUGUAUUUGUACUAUCUUCUAAUUCACUGCAGUGGUUAAAAUGACUGCAUCUGACAAUCCUAAACUAUUGAGAACUUUACGAUGGAAAUGGCUUAAUUUUUAUGAAUGAAAGAUACAGCCGACUUCUGCAGCUUGCCACAGUUAGACCAUCUGGUGAAUCCUUGGUGCAGUCAGUUAUGUAACUGCUAGCAAUGUAGUGUCUGUGUUACCACAUUAAUGAAGCAGUGGUUAUAGAAGUACUGGAUUUAUAUAUGUGUGUAGAAGUGUUAAUAUAUUACAUAGAUCUUUUGGCACUAGCUACAGAUAUUAAAGCACAACGCGACUAUUGUUCCUUACUGUCUUUCCAACGUUUAGUUUCUGAGGUAUCGUGCUUAUGUUGAAAGUAGGUGUGUGAAUGUAUUCAACGUAAUCUCUAGUGUAUGUGACCAAACCAUUGAUCAAACAAUGUAAAUCAGUUGGCAAACCUCUAUAAUCAGUUGCAUGAUUUACACAGGACAAUCUUAAUGAUCCGCACGUCCUAGCGAUAUGUGUCGUGUCGUACCAGAUCCUAAUGGACCAUAUUUACAGUCAAAACAAUCGUGAAGUUCCUCGUGUGUAAGACGGAACUGCAGAUGCUGGUUUACUCCGAAGCUAGACACAAAAUGCUGGAGUGACUCAGCGGGCCAGGCAGUAUCUCUGGAGAAAAGGAAUAGGUGACGUUUCAGGUCGAUGAAGAAUCUCAACCUAUUCCUUUCUCCGGAGAUGCUGCCUGACCCAUUCAGUUACCCCGUCCGGCAUGUUGUGUCUAUCAUCCGUGGAGUUCGCAAUGGUGCUCAAAAUUAUCUACACAAGAACGACACAGCAGCUAUAGAUGAGGGGCAACGUUACAAUGGGGAACAAACUGUUUCAAACUGAAAUGUAGCACUUUGAGUUUCGCCCGGCACAAACAGCACACAUUUACACUGUGUUACACAUUGUAGCCAUGCUGUAUUUUACACAAGCUAAACUUGCUGUCAGGAUUCACAUCACAUCUACAUGGAUAGGACAGGUUUGGAGGGAUAUGGACCAAACGCGGGGUAGGUGGGACUAGUGUAGCUGGGACAUAUGUGGGAAAGUUGGGCCUG